AUGGAGGAUCUAGUUGCAGAAAAGAACAACGUUCUGUUUAGUGGCUUGACCGCCAUGGCAGCUGCCUCAGCUGGAUAUGGAGAUGGGCUGUGCAGGAUCUACACGAAUGCCUACGAAUGCACUUUGGAAGACUUUCGUGGGCCUUAUUUGGAGAUACUUCAGCUAGACUAUAGCCAUACUGCUUUGACUGCUGCGCUCGGAGGAGCGAGCACCGCCCGACGAAGCUAUUGUGGGAACACGUUCGUUGACCUUGAUCUGGGAAACGCACAAGCAUUGGCCGCAAACUCAAGCGAGGAGUACCGGUAUCGGGUGGAAAAGCGGAUUCGUGACUUCGCUGGAUCGAGUCGAGUCGAUAGACUCAUGUUGACUGGUGAGUCAGCGUCUGAUCCUCGCUUCAUCGAAGUUGUCAAGAGCGCUCUUGCAAUUACCUACCUACCGUUGGGUUUCAAUAUCAACGAUACUCCAAGUGCGAAUCAGACGGGGCACUUUCUAUUCGCCACGUCUAUGGGAGCAGCUGAGCUUGCAAAGCGUAGACAGGAAGGCAUGGCUCACUGCUGGCUACCAGUGGAAUGUAGAGGGGAGAAGAAUCAGGAAGAUGGCGAAGCUAUUAAAAAGGAGCUCUAA
Molecule: messenger RNA, 624 nt
Organism: Cadophora gregata
Lineage: Eukaryota; Fungi; Ascomycota; Leotiomycetes; Helotiales; Ploettnerulaceae
Exons: 1
Coding region: 1-624 (207 amino acids)
Source: RefSeq, a predicted model, not a curated record